AUGGCCGAAACCUCGGCCGAUGCGCCCCCUCCUCCACCGCCGCCUCCUCCCAAAAGUAACAAGGAGAAGAAAAGGGAAUGGCACGCUGCCACCAAGAAGGGGAAGCGACAGCGCAAGAAGGCCCGCCGUACCCGCAUUGAUGCCAUUUUCAAUGCCUUGUUGGACCAUUACAAUGCAAUAGGCAGUGCGAACCCACCUGCUACUGGCGGUGACACCAUUCGUGUUCUAAGAGAAAUAGCUGAGGUACUGGAGGAGGAGCGAAACCCACACACCCACGCACGUGAAGGAAUAGGCGGUACAUGGAGAAGGUGA
This is a messenger RNA of Penicillium hordei, 312 nucleotides long. RefSeq lists its product as uncharacterized. The transcript is spliced from 3 exons. The record is from RefSeq and is a predicted model, not a curated record. Lineage: Eukaryota; Fungi; Ascomycota; Eurotiomycetes; Eurotiales; Aspergillaceae. The coding region runs from base 1 to 312 and encodes 103 amino acids.